CCUCUUUUUAACGAUAUCUACAGUAGUUUUAGCUACAAUAAAUGAUAAAAUAACGAGAAGCGUUGAUCUCCAUCAAUCUACAAUAUCUUCUACCACUCAAUACCACAUUAGUGAUAUAAAUGACAGCACAUACAAGAUAUUACUAUCUCCAGAAGAAUAUCAUCAUUUAUCCUUUACAGAGGUUAAAUUGAAAUCAGGUGAUAGCUUAUCCUAUCGUUGGGAAGAUGACGCUACGUUGAAGAACUUCAAGAAGUUAGUCGUUGAUCUCCCAGCUAAUCACAAAGAUUUACAUUUAGUACACAAGUCCAUCUACAACAACUUGAAUGAGAACCUUCCAAAGUCAUUAUCACAGGAUGACCUUGCUUAUUCAAUAUUAUACAAAACAUACACACACGUCAUCUCACCAUACUACACUAACUCUAUGCGUAUCAAGAUUCGUACCCCAACUCAGAAGAUCUUGAAAUUUGGUAUGACGUUUGACGCUGAAAAGACCGUAAAGAAUGGUGCAACUGUUACAUACGGUCCAUGGAACAAUGUGGAGAGUUACUCUAUACCCACUUCACCUAUCGAGAUCUUAUACGAAGCGGCAGGUCCACGUUUACUUUACGAGAGCUACGAUAGACACCUUGAAUUGAGUCAUUGGGGAAACGCAGCUAGCUAUAGAGAUGACAUAGUCUUACGCAACAACGGUCCAUCACUUAAGGGUCAUUUCACCAGAUUGACACAUCAAGCCCAAACCUUCCUCGAUAUGCUUCCUACUAAUGUCGUAACUUCACUCGAGAUGAGAUUACCUGCGAAAAUCAAAGAAGCAUUCUACGUUGAUCAAAUUGGUAACGUUACAACGAGCGUUUUUAGACCUUCAACUUCUUCCUCAUCAGUUUUACAGGUAAAGCCUCGUUUCCCCCUACUUGGUGGAUGGAAAUACUCAUUCAGUGUUGGCUUCGAGACUCUCCUCCGUAACGUUGCCACUUUACGCAAUAAUGGUGAUACCAAAGUUACCGUUCCUUUCAGUAACAUUCCAGGAGAUGUUGCUGUAGAAAAAGCUGAAACUCGCAUUAUUUUACCGGAAGGUGCGAACAUCAUCGAUGUCAUUCUUCCUUUCAAAGAAGUUGAACUUGAUUAUGAAACUACCUAUACCUACCUCGACACGAUUGGAAGACCAACUGUUGUUAUCAAGAAAUUAAACGCAUCAGACGCACACAAUCAGGAUGUCGUCGUUAUUUACAAUCUCAGUUUGCUCAAUGCUAUUAGAAAACCAGUCACCGUUGGUCUUACUGUUUUCCUUGUAUUCCUUGCCUUCUCAUUGUUGAGACGGAUCAAUACGAAAAUAUAAAAAAGGAAAUAAAUAAAAACUAUCUUCUACAUCACUCUAU
Wallemia mellicola CBS 633.66 is the source of this 1373-nucleotide messenger RNA. RefSeq lists its product as hypothetical. NCBI's taxonomy places the organism in Eukaryota, Fungi, Basidiomycota, Wallemiomycetes, Wallemiales, Wallemiaceae. Bases 422 to 1333 code for a protein of 303 amino acids. The record is from RefSeq and is a predicted model, not a curated record. The transcript has 2 exons. Gene Ontology annotation, cellular component: membrane; oligosaccharyltransferase complex.